Molecule: messenger RNA, 1760 nt
Organism: Amphibalanus amphitrite
Lineage: Eukaryota; Metazoa; Arthropoda; Thecostraca; Balanomorpha; Balanidae
Product: oxidoreductase tpcG-like
Exons: 2
Coding region: 145-801 (218 amino acids)
Source: RefSeq, a predicted model, not a curated record
AUUGUUGACGGAGGGCGGUCGGCGGUGUGGUAACGGCGGCUCCGCCCCGGAGGUGACCUGUGACGCUAGCUGCUGAGCUGAGCUGCUGAGCUGCACCGCAGCGACGAGAGGGCUGUGACCGGCUGUACCGAGGGUUCUGCUACCAUGAAGCUCGCCGUGCUGGGAGCCACCGGCCAGACGGGCCAGCACCUCGUCUCACUGGCGCUGGGGCAGGGCCACAGUGUCACCGCCGUAGUCCGCAACCCCGACAAGCUGCAGCAGAAGCACGACAACCUCAGCGUCGUCAAGGCCAGCAUCUUCUCGGCGGAGGAGCUGACGGAGGCGUUCAGGGGGCACGACGCGGUCCUCUCGGCGCUGGGCUUCUCUCGCUCGGAUAACCCAGUGACCGGCUACACCGAGUCGAUGAAGGCUGCCGUGGCGGCCAUGCGAGCCAGCGGCGUCAAAAGACUGGUGGUGAUGACAUCCUUCUACACAGACAUCGUGUCGGGCGGCAACGGCGGCUUCCUCGUCAACUGGAUCCUGAUCCCGCUCAUCAAGCGGGUGCUGAUGAACAUGCGGGAGAUGGAGCAGUACCUGGAGUCUGAGGCCGGUGACCUGGACUGGACGGUGGUGCGGCCGGGCGGCCUGUCCAACCGCACCCUGCUCGACCAGACGCCGGUCCAGGAGGAGGGCGGCAUGUUCGUGUCGGAGCCGGGCGUCGCCAUGUCGAUCCCGCGCGCCAACGUGGCCAACUUCAUGCUGUCGCAGCUGCAGGACAGCCCGUACGUACGGAAGACUGUGGCCAUCGCCAUGAAAUCAUGAGCGGUCGUGUGGGAUGUGUUCACAGCGGACGGUAGUGGUGCUGCGUAAUACCCUGGGACGUUACGUAAUCCCUCCCUGGAGUACCGCCAAGGUGAAACUGGCCGCAGAGCGGCGGGGCUGUUUGCUCUCUGCGAGCUGGACAAACACACGGACAUGGGCCGCCGAUAGACGAGCGCCCAAGGAGCGGCGGGCGUGUUAUCGGUGGGUGGGUGUGCUAUCGGAGUGCGUGAACGUUGUAACGCGCACCUAUGGCGUGACGAUAGGCCGCCACGGUGCGUCCUGCUGCGCUCUGGUGCAUAUCUCUGCACUGCCGCUCUAAAGGCUGCUGCGAAUAGGUUCAUAUUCCUGCACCACCACACUGUUAUGGCUUCUGAGGAUUGGAAUGGUCGGCCGCUGGGCGCCAGGCUGCUGGUUGUCUCGACAGCUGAAACCAUUCGUCACCACCAUCGCCGCUUGUCACGAACUAACUUAAUCUGUCGUCAGUCGUGACAACCCUUCGUGACGGGUGUUCCACUCUCUCCCUCGCCCUCAUCACUACAAUAUUCUGUUCUGUUACGUCACAUUCGUACGUCCAAUACUACUAUCCUGUCCUCUCCUUUCCCUUCUCCCAUUCCCUGGAUCUAUGUCUUUUCUUUGUCUCUUCCUAACUUGCCACUUCCCGGCUCCUUUUUACGUUUCCCUGCCCUCAUUCCCCCGUCUCUCUAAACAUGCCGGUUGCCGAGGUUUUUGCUCGCUAGUUUGCUUGUUCUCGAGGCCAGCCGGCCUGCUAACCAUCUGCCAGGCCGCAGUAGGUAGCAGUCAGUCUGAUGCCUUUAUUGCUGUCUCGGAACUGAUGCUUCGAACUCUGACAGCUGUCGUGCUCGUGUUUUCGAGAUGAAAAUGUGGAUGUUAUGUCGAUAUAUAUGAUGACGCAAAGGCUGUAAACAGAUACCACAAAUAUAUGCAUUGGUUCAAGCAUU